GCAUCUUCAUCUUCCCCCUAACCCGCCCCUUCUUCUCUCCCUCAGCUAACGCAGCCUUCUUCCUCCCGGGAGAUUUCUCUUCACACUGUCCCUCAAUUCUGCCGCUCAGCGUAAACAGCAUGUCCAACAAAGCUCUCAUCCUCGUUUGUAUCCUGCAUCUCGCUUCUGCUGCAACCAUAGCUGAUGACUCUAGGUCGGAGGUCCCUCUAGGGGAACUAGAUUCCGUCCGUUAUCUCUCGAUCUCCCGAAGGUAUUGUUUUGUCCCAUCUUGGAGCUAGAAACCGUUUAAUAAUUAAUGUCGUAGCCCCUGUUCGAGGUUGCUGGCCACCCCCUUAUUUACCAUCCCCUCAAGGCGGUCGCGAAAGUUCCUUCCAUCAAAGAAGUUUACAUGAUUGGCUACUACGAGGAAUCUAUUUUCGCACCAUACAUUCGGCAGUGGUCCACCGAAUUCCCUCAGUUCGCGAUUAGGUACCUACGCGAGUAUACUGCUUUAGGAACCGCGGGAGGCCUGUACCAUUUCCGUGAUGCUAUUAUGAAGGGUAACCCGAGCAGGCUUUUUGUUAUUAACGCGGAUGUCUGCUGUUCUUUCCCUCUCAAAGAGAUGCUGGAUCUUUUUGAGGAAAAAGAGGCAGAGGCAGUGCUAUUGGGAACUAGGGUUAGCAAUGAGGCGGCGAGCAAUUUUGGAUGUGAGAUACCCCUCCGGCCCCUCGGUGGUCCGUGCGUAUUUUAAUCUUUUGCCUUCAUAGGUAUUGUCGUCGACCCAAAGACCUCUCAAGUCCGCCAUUAUGUUGAGAAACCAGAGUCUCAUAUCAGCAAUUUGAUCAAUUGUGGAGUCUACCUCUUCAGCUCCUCGGUUUUCUCUCUUAUUCGCUCGGCAAUGGAGGACAAGGCCAUUCGCCUCGCCUCGGAUCCCACCCUUGACCCCAGCGACGGUGACACCUCUUCUGUCCUGCGCUUGGAGCAAGACAUCCUUGGCCCCCUCUCAGACUCGCGUCGUUUCUUUGUUUACGAAACGCGUGACUUUUGGCGUCAGAUCAAGACUGCUGGUUCGGCUGUCCCCGCUAAUGCGCUCUACUUGCAGAAGGCCUGGCAAUCAGAAUCAAACGAGCUUAGCCAGCCUUCGGCAUUCAUUGUUCCCCCGGUUUACAUUCACCCAACUGCGGUGGUUGAUCCCACGGCUAAGCUAGGACCUAAUGUUUCCAUCGGUCCUAGAGCAGUGAUUGGAGCAGGCGCCCGUGUCAAGGAAAGUAUUGUUCUAGAGGAUGCGGAAAUCAAACACGACGCCUGUGUUUUGUACUCGAUUAUCGGUUGGCAGAGCAAGGUCGGUGCAUGGGCCCGUGUCGAGGGAACUCCAAUGAGUGUGGCAGAGCACUCUACAACUGUCGUCAGGAACGGUGUUCGUGUGCAAAGCGUCAGUAUCCUCAGCCGGGAUUGCAAGGUUGGAGACGAAGUGAGAGUUUGGAAUUGCGUCACCUUGCCAUUCAAGGAAUUGAAGAGGGUAUUUCUUCCUUCUAGUGUGCCUCCGCUUAAUUUGGUACUAAUGCGGUUCCUCAGGACGUUUCCAACGAAGUCAUUAUGUAAUUUUGCCGUUCGGUGACCUAACAGCGAAGCUCUUGUCGGAGAAAAGUCGGAAAUACAUGUCUGGGAAAAAGAUUACUGCCCUCUAUACCUUGUAUCUAAGGAGUUGGUGAAUUCACUAUCCUCUUGGUUAUCUAUAUCAAUUGCAAUUAGUUUUGGGG
Tuber aestivum (summer truffle) is the source of this 1739-nucleotide messenger RNA. Lineage: Eukaryota; Fungi; Ascomycota; Pezizomycetes; Pezizales; Tuberaceae. The record is from the annotation of a GenBank genome assembly.